AUGUUCGAGCAGCAGAAAUCAGCUCCCAAGAAGGGUGCGAAGAAAACUUUGCCGAAGCUAGUGGGCAAAAAACGUAAGAAGUCGAGGAAACAGAGUUACUCCAUCUACAUCUACAAAGUGAUGAAGCAGGUUCAUCCAGACACCGGCAUCUCUUCCAAGGCAAUGAGCAUUAUGAGUUCUUUCGUCAAUGAUAUUUUUGAACGCAUCGCAGGCGAAGCGUCCCGCCUGGCUCAUUACAGCAAACGGUCGACCAUCAGUUCUCGGGAGAUCCAGACCGCCGUGCGCCUACUUCUGCCCGGGGAGCUGGCCAAACACGCCGUGUCGGAGGGGACAAAGGCGGUGACCAAGUACACCAGCUCCAAAUAAAGAUCCAGAGUG
This is a messenger RNA of Amblyraja radiata (thorny skate), 378 nucleotides long. RefSeq names its product histone H2B-like. NCBI's taxonomy places the organism in Eukaryota, Metazoa, Chordata, Chondrichthyes, Rajiformes, Rajidae. The coding region runs from base 1 to 366 and encodes 121 amino acids. Gene Ontology annotation, molecular function: DNA binding; structural constituent of chromatin; protein heterodimerization activity. The record is from RefSeq and is a predicted model, not a curated record. Gene Ontology annotation, cellular component: nucleosome. The transcript has a single exon.